Molecule: messenger RNA, 3956 nt
Organism: Pomacea canaliculata
Lineage: Eukaryota; Metazoa; Mollusca; Gastropoda; Architaenioglossa; Ampullariidae
Product: retinol dehydrogenase 12-like
Exons: 5
Coding region: 752-1960 (402 amino acids)
Source: RefSeq, a predicted model, not a curated record
CCAGAGCCCCAAAUCGCAGGGGUUAUCGCCGCUGGUACCUCCCUCGCCCUGUACAGUCCCCUACCCGGCCUCGCCCCCCUCACCUGAAUUGCGCCCCGCCAGUCAUCUACCUGGUGCAUCCAAGGAGAAAGAAGACAACAGUGGGGCUCCACAAACAGCUCCUGGCACCCAGCAGCCACCACAAAGGUGAAAGAGGACACGACAGACGAGCAGUUCGUGGGAUUUCGGAUCUCUUUGAAACUUCUACUUUUCGACAUUUUGCACAAUUUCGCGGUGAAAGGAGGAGCGAAAGAGGAAUACCGGUUGUGCGCAGUUGCAUGUUGUUGGAACUUUAAUUUUUUUCUCCACGGUAUUCUGAAGUGACAAUCACCUUAGGGCUGACAGGAAAGAUUCGGUGGAACUGCAAACUGAGUUAGUAGUAAGUGUACCCGGUGCUUACAACAACUGAACUGAAGUUUUUUUUCAAUAAAAACACUUAAAAGUUGCAAAAAAAUCUGAAUUGACCUGCUCUCGCCAUAUCGCUCCCAGAUUCGUCUUUUUUUUUCAAACUCUUCCCUCGAAGACUACAUUUCCGAGUUUGGAAGAGUAGAGUCGUCUGCAGCAUACUUGCAGGUGAUACCCAAGCUCUUCGGGUUUUCCCCACCCCUACGCCGCUACCCCAGAGGUCUGCGAACCCCUGCUACCCCACAGUCAGCUGACUUGACUUCCAUCUUUUUCACUUCAGGACGCUGACAUCGCCAUCGCCAUCGCCAUGGUCGGCAAGAUGAAAGGCGUGUCGGACAUGAAGGAGCGCCUGAAGGUGGAGGAGUUAGAGGAGAACAUCGAGGAGCUGAAGGGCGUGGCCCAGGACGUCUUCCCUGCCCUCGUCUUCACUGUCAUCGUCUCCAGCGUCCUUCUCUUCAUCUUUCUCCUCAGGUUGUACAUCCGCUGGGGCGCGGAGUGUCCGAGCAAGAACCGAAUGGACGGCAAGACUGUCAUCGUCACGGGCGCCAACACAGGUCUGGGGAAGGCCACAGCCGUGGAGCUGGCCAAAAGAGGAGCUCGCGUCUACCUAGCGUGCCGGGACAAGGUCAAAGGUGAAGCCGUGGCGCGCGGGAUCCGGAAGAAGACCGGCAAUCAGAACGUCUUCGCCGCCCGCCUGGACCUGGCCAGCCUGCGCUCCAUCAAGGAGUUCGCUGACGACUUCAUCCAGAACGAGGCCAAACUGCACGUGCUCAUCAACAAUGCAGCUUACCUGGGGCCCAAGGCGGCCACCGACGACGGGUUCGAGCGGAGUUUAGGCGUCAACCACCUGGGCCACGCCUACCUGACGCUGCUGCUGAUGGACAAGCUGAAGAAGUGCGCCCCCAGCCGCGUCAUCAACGUCGUGUCCGACUCCUACGUGCGCGCCAAGAUCGACUUCGAUGACCUGCCCCUGGCGCGAGGUUACGACCCCUACAGCGCCUACGCCCGCAGCAAGCUGGCCCAGACGGUCUUCAACCUGGAGUGCCACCGCCACUUCUUCUCCGGCUGUGUCUGGAACUUUGCUGUCCACCCCGGCGCGUGCUGUACAGACCUGCUGCGCAACUACCCCGGCAUGUACGGCAACCUGCUGCGCGUGGCGGCGCGCGUGCUCUUCAAGUCGCCGGAGGAGGGCUGCCAGACCAUCGUGUACUGCGCCGUGGCCGACGGCCUGCGCGACUUCUCUGGCAAGCUCUUCGCCAACUGCAAGGUUGUGAAGCUCAAUGAGGUGGCGAGAGACAAACAGCUAGGCAAGCGUCUGUGGAACACCACCCUGCACCUCUGUGGACUAGAGAACGAGUUCUUCACCUACCCCGACGACGAGGAAGCUGCGCAGCCCACAGAAAACGGGUCACAGGUCAUCAGCACGGAGAGCCCCAUCACUGCGGAGUCUGACCCUGGGGUCACCGGCCCGGAGAAACGCACUGCGGCACAGGCGCCCACCCCUACUUCUAGUUAGAGGUGUCGCUCGUUCCUACACCCACCCGCAUAUCAGCCAACUCGUCAACAACGAGUUGGUCGCCACGAUUUUGUGCCUAUUUCGUAAAUAAUCGGAAAUAGUCGAUCCACUUCGAUUUCCGUCGAGUAGCUAUAUCUUCUUCUUCUAGAAUGGUAAAUCAGCAAGUAUUCCAAACGCUUCGUGGGAUAAUGUAUAUGCAAUGUACAGAAAAGCACAUUCACCUAGGGAUAUGCGCGAACACACACGUUUGAUCGACAGUUAUCUAUUCAUAUCAAUCAUAUCUUCCAAAGAAAUUAUUUAUAUACAACAAAACAGUUGAAGUUUAUCGCUACUAAACUUACUUAAAGAAAGUUUUAUUUAAAAAAUAAAUAAAUAAAUGUAGAUGAUGGUUGACAUGAAAUUUCCACUUAGUACAUUGAAAAGUGUUUGCUUAGUUCAAACGGAAUUAAUUGUUUAAAACGAUUAACUUCUUUGAAAAAAAAACAACCCCAAGCUAUAUGAUUAUAAUUUAGGGUUUCUGAGUUUAAAUUUUAUUGAAAUACUAUAGCUUUACUCAAGACAUUUUAUUUGAUAGCAAAAAUAAGAAAUGAGUAUGGUCUGAAAAGCCUUUUGUCGAAUAUCAACAAUUCCCAAUAUCCUGUGACCCAGGACAAAUUAUUUGAAUAUAUGCAAUUUGUAUAUACGGAUUAGUACAGUCUAUUUUUAUGAACGAUGUAGUUCCCCGCCCCCUUUUUUUUAAGAGACCAGCUACUGUAUUAAAAAAGAAACAGUGCAAUAUUCUGAUUAUAUUGUGAUUAGCCACACAGUGAUGCUAUUAACUGCUCUUGCUUAUAGUUUUUGUGAGCUCAUGUAACCUCUUCUAGGUUUCCUCACAUUUUCCCCCUUCCUGUGAGCUACUUUCCGUUGCUGUCUGUGUCAACAUGAAAUGAGCAAUUUCUUCAGUGAACUGAUGUCAUUAUAUAUUUUAAAAGACUCCAAUCUCCGUUUACAUCCAAGUUGGGGAGUGCCAGGUGACAGAAAUAUACUCGAUUUGUAUGAAACACCAGGCCAUUGAAAUAACUCUAAAUACUCGAGUUAAGGAGGUCGAAACAAUCUAAACUGUAGCUGCAGACUGACAAAAAUUAUUUCACGUGGCAAUUUGAUCAUGGCUCUACAAUUUUUAUGACAAAGCACAACUUGCAGUCCUAUUUCAAGGGUCGGCUGACAAAUCCUGAAGUAGAAACAUAUUUCUAGGGGUAUUUUUAAUGUCCGAAUCAUUUGAUACCAAAACUAUUCUGCAACCACUGGGCAGUAUCCUAAUUACAAUAGAAACUGUGUCUUGAGGUGUACAAGAGAUGUCUCUAGCACGGAACAGUGGCAAAUGUUGCUGUGCCAGGUGUAUAAUUAUGAGGAAGAUUAUUUAUUGUUAUUGUUGGAAUCUUUUUAGUCAAGUGUAUGUCCUUCAUGGAUGAUUAUUGUCUUAGGUUGGAAUUUUACUUGCAUGAAAAUAAAGGCAUUACACCACAACCAGCAGUCAAAUAUCACCUGAGAUGUAGAACACGUGAAAACCACCGGGCAGAUUAUAAUUAUCCAUAAGCGCACGCAGCUUUGAGUUGUGAAAUCACAUUGCAUGACAGUUAAAAAACUGCUUUAGGUUCAGGUUUCAGUGUGUUGUCUCUUCACUACUAUAUGGUUGACGCGGGAAAUCCAAAUCAAUCAUGAUUUGAAUCAAUUUAUUUUUCAACUGUCUAUUAGAGAUGUAAGCUUUUAGCACUAGACUGGCAAGAUUGCGAUGCUGAUGUUUGUUCAUGUGUGUGCUUGAUGUGAAAUAUUUAUUUGUACAAGUCUGAUCCAGCAUUAGAUGAGUAUUGAUAAAGCUACAAAGUGGAAGGUUGCUUAAGCUUUGUUUUGCUGUCAAAUCUUUAUUUCUAAAGUAGACGGAUUUAUAAAUGCCAGAUAGAUCAAUAUUUGUUCAGUGUUGUUUCAUUUGGAAAUAAAGCUGUACACAACUACCGAA